AUUUCCAGUUUUAUGACUGGUGCAUCAUCCAAUGAUAAAACAAGACCAGCAAAUUAUAAUUAUAAGUAUAGGUAUAGACAUCGCGAAGGCAUGUAUUGCGAUCGUGUGCAACAAGUUGACGAUGCGGCUUUUGGAAGGGAGGUCGAUCUUUUGUUUUGAUUAUUGUGCGAAGUAUAAGAACUUGGUAGAACGAUAAAAAUGUGCUUGUAAAUUUAAAAAAUGCUGGUGACAAAAGCGUCGGUUUCUUCAUUUUUAAUCGCGUUACUGAUUUUAAUUUUAGGCAUAUACAUAAAUAGAUUCAAUUUAAAAGUUGCCGAAAUAACUGAAAGGUAUAAGUGUCCCGCUUGUUUUGGAGAUUCUAUGUGCCAAGUCAUUGACAGCAAUGAAAUCAGUUUUGAAUAUACGGAUUUUUAUUCGAUCUUCAAUAAUUUAUUCAGUGUCAAAAAUGUUUACUAUGGUAAAUAUAAAGAUAAAAAAGUGAUAAUGAAAAAAUUGGCUCAGGAGUCAGAGCUAAAAACGUUUGAUGAAAUGAUUUGUUCUGAUGAUGAAUUACAUGAGCUGUGUUACCAGAGUGAAUCAAGAAAACAAGAUUCAAAAACGAAUUUUUAUAAAUUAGUAGAAUCAGAGCUUGCAAAUGUUGGGGGUGAUAUAAACAAUAAAAUGAGACUAUGUCCAACAACAACAAAAUUAGAGAAACUGUUUGUAAAUGUGAAAUUUCAAAGUCAUGCAGAAAAUGAAGAUUACUUCAAAUAUCUGUGGAGCACAAUAAAAAUCAAUCCUGAACCUCUUAUUUUGCAGAUUCUACCUGCUAAAGAGGGUUGGCCUACUCCAAAAUAUUUUGGAGCUUGUGGAAGACUUAUAGUUGAAGAGUAUAUUGGUUUGCCACUGUCAUCAUUUAUUGAUGAGCCUUGGAUUAGAAGAGCAAAAAUAGCUUCUAGUCUUCUUCAAGCUGCUGACACACUGAUGUCAAAGAAUUCAGAAUUUGCAUUUUAUUUGACAGAUAUAUCCAUGGAUAAUAUAGCAGUGAACAAUGAAGAUAAAGCAAUAUUUGUAGAUUUGGAAAAUAUUAUUAUUGUUGAAAAAAAUCCUCCAGAAAAAGCUUUGGUAGGAAUUGAAUCAUGGAAUGAGACAUAUACCAAUGCAGUUGAUUUAGAUUGUCAAGAUUGCUUUGUAUUUUCUCCAAAUGACAUAUGCUCCCAUAAAGUUAGUGAUCAUAACUUUUAUGCCAUUUGUCAGCAUAUCCUUACACAAGCACUAGGUGCAGUCUUCCAUAAUCAAGGAUUUUUACAUGAUCCUCCUGAUUAUAUUUUACAAAAACAUCCAACUUUAAUAGAUUUACUAGAACAAUGUGCUAAGCCAGAUAUAGGCUAUUCAAGAAUUGACAUUGCGCACAAACUUAUAGUACUGUUGGAUUCAGUCAUUAAAAAUGCUUGAAUAUAAAAAAGAUAUUUUAUGUACAAUAUGUUUGCUAUAAAGUUUUUACAAUAUAGAAAUAAUAGAUUUGACAUGAUCAUUUUAAUAUUAUGAUUCUAAUUUUGCCAAUUUAGCCAUCAACUCUUCUAUCUUAUUUUUCUGUUCUUCUAUUAUUUGAUCUUUUACAAGAAUGUCUUUUCUUAAUACUUCAUUUUCAUUUUGCAAUUUGCUAUUUUCAUUUUCUAAUUUUGUUAUUGUCAAAUCUUUAUCUAAUUUUAAGUCAUCUAAAAGUUCAUUUGCCGAAGGUCGCCCUAUUGGAUUUGUUUGAAUUAACUGACUUAUUGUUUGAGCCUAAAAUUAUGAACAGAAAUAAAUUAUAAAAAUAUUCUAUAAUUAGAACUUUUUGCAUUUUUUACACUAAAAAUAAUAAAUUUUUACCCAUUUGGGAUGUGAUCCAGCAAGUGCUGUAGGAUUUUCACCAGCUUUUAAACUAUUAACUAUUCGAAUACAUUCCAUAGAUGUUUGCAUAGGAAUAAGUAAUUCUAAAAGAACUAUUCCCAAACUAUAAAUAUCACUCUGAAAAUAUAAUGUUUUGUAUUAUAUUAUAAUAAAAGACAUUGCAGCAUAA
Messenger RNA from Nasonia vitripennis (jewel wasp), 2041 nucleotides. Its product is annotated as divergent protein kinase domain 2A. The transcript is spliced from 4 exons. The coding region runs from base 220 to 1434 and encodes 404 amino acids. The record is from RefSeq and is a predicted model, not a curated record. Lineage: Eukaryota; Metazoa; Arthropoda; Insecta; Hymenoptera; Pteromalidae.